This is a messenger RNA of Exaiptasia diaphana, 1354 nucleotides long. RefSeq names its product E3 ubiquitin-protein ligase NRDP1. Gene Ontology annotation, molecular function: ubiquitin protein ligase activity. NCBI's taxonomy places the organism in Eukaryota, Metazoa, Cnidaria, Anthozoa, Actiniaria, Aiptasiidae. Gene Ontology annotation, biological process: positive regulation of JNK cascade; regulation of canonical NF-kappaB signal transduction; protein K63-linked ubiquitination. The transcript is spliced from 2 exons. The record is from RefSeq and is a predicted model, not a curated record. Bases 103 to 1080 code for a protein of 325 amino acids. Gene Ontology annotation, cellular component: plasma membrane signaling receptor complex.
AUGCAAAUGAAGUUCGAACAUUUUGGUUGAGGGAUUUAUAAAUCUACGCAUUCAUAAAGGCACUUAUGAACUGUAGCUGGCUCCCUUAAAAGACUUCAAGAGAUGGGUUAUGAUGUAGGAAGAUUUCAAGGAGAAGUCGAUGAAGAGUUAAUGUGUUCGAUUUGUGGGGGUGUUUUGGAGGACCCGUUACAAGCGCCGUCUUGUGAACAUGCUUUUUGUGCUUCUUGUAUUCAUGAGUGGUUAAAUCAUCAGCAAAGCUGUCCCAUAGACAGACGUAAUCUCACACCAUUGCAGCUGAAACAAGUGCCUAGAAUUCUAAAAAAUCUGCUAUCAAAACUACUGAUUUCUUGUGACAAUAAUAACUUUGGAUGUGAUGCCAUUGUAAGACUUGACUCUUUAAAUUCCCAUUUGUCCCAGUGCCAGCACAAUCCCAAACGACCCAUUCAGUGCGAAAAAGGUUGUGGUUUAGUUGUGCCAUUUGAUGAACUCCUUCAUCAUAAUUGUGUGCGAGAGCUUAAUGUCAUCAUUCAAAAUCAAAACCUUAAACUAGUAGAAGUUCAGUCUCAAAUAGAUGAUCAGCGGCAACAGCUCAAUGAACAAAAAAGAGAAAUACAAGCUCUAAAAGAUAUGAUGAGGGCAGUUAGAGUGCUUAAUAUCCCUCAAGCACUUCCACCAGUUCCUGAUGAUCAUGUCAAUCAACCAGCCUUAGUGCAUCAAAGUGAUGAACUGCGUGAAUGGAUCUUAAGCUURCCACAAGCGAGGGUAACAAGAUGGGGUGGGAUGAUAUCCACUCCAGAUGCUGUUCUUCAGGCUGUCAUCAGAAGAGCACUGUCAGAUAGUGGCUGUCCAGCAACAGUUAUAAGUGAGUUAAUGGAAAAUGCUCAUGAACGUCGAUGGCCUCCAGGACUGAGUACCCUUGAAACUAGACAAAUCAAUAGAAGGCGCUAUGAACAAUACAUUUGCAGGCGCAUAGCAGGCAAGCAGGCAGUGAUUAUUAUGUCUUGUGAAAAUGAGCAUAUGGGUGAAGCUUUAACUUUGGAUCCUGGAAUUGUCAUGAUUUUUGCACAUGGGAUAGAAUAAAGGGGGUAUAUAAAAUAAUAUAAAACUUUUCAAAACUACUGGUUUUUCUAGCACAGUUUCUUGGUUCUUUAUUUCUGCAUUGUUGCAAUUAAACUGUUUUGGAUUAUGAGAAAAUAAACAUCCUGAUUAGCAAAAUUAUGUUCUUACUUAAUGAUUAUUGUUCAAAGAAUAUUAUACUGUUUCUGGUUUCUGGUUGUAUUUGUACAUAAUUACUGCAUGGCAUAUAAGUUAUUCUGUGUACCGUGUGAYAAUUGAACGAUAGUAAAAAUUUUAA